UGACGGAGUAAGAUUCCGGGUCCGGGAGUGGAGACGUUCGGGUCGUACGCUUUCAGCGCUGAAAGUGCGUUUCGACUUGCACUCUGUAAGCGCUGGAAUCGUACGAAUAUAAUAUAAUACCGAAGCCACACGGUACAACGUACGGGUCGAACGCACCCUUUGAGCGUGUACAACGCUGGCUGGAACGCCGUACGCUCUUUUGCCAUUAUACCAGUGAGCACGGCUGCUUUCUGUACAAUGUUCACGGUGUUGGUCGUGUUCGCGAGACAACUGUACGAUUGCGACUCGAGAACUUGCACAAGAAUUGAAAAUUGACAACAACCCGUAGCUACUUUUCCAAGAGGCAAGGAAAGGAGGGCGAUGUAAGACAUUAUGAUUCGCAUUUCAAAAUUCAUUGAGUACUAUAAUAGAACGACAAUGUACUGAAUGAAAAUAACUUUUGGGAAAAAGUAUAAAAUUAAAAAAUGCCAGCACUGAAAUGAGGUUUUUUUCAUUAUUCAAAUUUUUGACUAAACUGUAUAUAUAGGAAUUCAAUUUAUUGAUAGCAGAGCAAACUAAUACCGCCUAGCUUACGCACUGAUGAUAUAUAUAUGGCGAGAAAAGUUUGUUACCGACCGAAUAGAAUGUUUUGCAGUGUUGCCGCUCGUCCGCUAUAUGCUUACACUGCGACAAACUGCGAGAAUUCCCGCCAACCGUGGCCGCCAAUUAAUCCAGAAAUGCGCGGGUUUUCUUUGUUGAUUCUGAUGAAAAAAACCGGAUAAUACCCAUGUGCCACCACGGGUGCUGCUACGAGCGAAUGUCGUGAUAUACAUCUUUUAGAAAAUGUUACAAUGUUAGUAGCCUUCGAGAAUAAAGAAAAUGAAAAUAGUUCACCAGUGCAUUUGUACCUGAACGAACGUGACUCUAAGAGUAGCUUAAGUGAUUGUAAGGAAACAGCAGCUUUACGAUACACAAAAUAUUCACACCAAGCGGGCUGCACCGCUAUUGAUAAUUCUGAACUAUCGGAAUUGCAAUCCAUUUCGAAGAUAAUUGUGAAUGAUGUAGACCACCGAUCAACUAACACCAAUCGUAGCAGGAAACGUCUGAGAUAUUCGAGCUCCGACGACGACAGCAACUUCGGAUCAACCCGUCGAAGUGUUUCGCCCGAAAUCUCAAACCUUGGACUACAGCAAAAAAUAAUCAGCUCGGACGAAGAAAGUACGUCUCAAAUAACACGUCGGAGUGUCUCGCCGGAAAUCCCUUACGGAGAUAGCCCCGCUGCUUACAAACUUCGAGAGUUGAAAGGAGAAUUCCAAAUAAUCAAAGUAGCUAUGGCUAGGCCAAAAACAGGAUCAAAAAAAUGCAGUGAACAGGAGAUUUCUGAAAUCCUAAAUUCAGAUGGCGAUUGUGAACUUUUGUUUGAAAAUAUCAAACAAACCCGAGUAGAUGUCGUUCGAUCUUUACGUAAAAGUUCAAACAAUCCGGUGUCACUGUGUGCCGCAUCAAAAAAAAGCAUUGCGACAACAAGCAGAGCGUUUAGCUGCAGAUCCAGAAGUCGGAAUCCUGUUCCAAAACCAACUUCAGAAACGUCCGAAGAGGAUGAGAAAGAAGAAAAGCUUUCGAUGAAAUACAAAAUUAGAAGAUCUACGGAAAAAAGCAAUUACACAAUGCAACCAAUUCCCUACAAUGGAAAAAGUUUGCCCAAAAGUUCCAGAAGAUCUGAUGUGUCUAUAUCAAAAAGAUUCAUCUCAGGAAAUGAUGAUGAACAGAUUAAACCAAAAAAGAUAAGGGAAAUAUCACAGACUUUGACCAGAUCUAGUGCAUCGACUAGUACCGGCACAUCGAAUGGUAGUGUAAUACAACAAAAAUCAGCAACAGUGUACCGAGCUAGUGAAACACAUAAAAGACAAUGGUCCGAUAAUUACGGUCAGGCCGAAUUUAAACGUGAUUUGGACAGACUCGAGCUUCUUACCGAAAACCAUAAAAGAAAUACAAUUAUGGAAUGCUUUCGAAGGGGAACCAAAUGUUCAUUAAACAAUGAAGGAACAUUUGAAGAAAUCAUAAUAGAUUCGCAACUCGAACAAAUAACAGAAAACUCCAGACGUGAUAUUUCGGAUGAGAGAGAUAAGAAGGACAAUGUUACUGACAAAGAAAAUGAAUCGGAAAGCAAUAUUGAAGAGGACUCCUUCGAUUGUCUCAUCAUCCGUGGGCGAGACAAACGAAAAAUGAAAACGUCGGUAGUUGGAACUGAAAGAAGUCCUGAAAAAAGGAUAAAUAAUUCGCAAAAGAAAUUCACACCGAAGAAAACUCCCCGAAAAAAUGCGCUCCGUGAUUAUGAGAUGAAGAAAAUGAGUGAAGAUCCAGAUACUCCGACAACACCGAGGGGCACGCCCGGUAAAAGGAUUUCCAGAACGGUCGAUACUCCCUCAAUGAAGAAGGGCAACUUGACUCCCUCAAUGAAAUGUCGUACUAGCAAUAUUGAUAAACUGGAUACGAAGUUGGAGGGAGCGAAAGCGAAGCUCCACGUGAGUCACUUACCAAAAUCGUUGCCCUGCAGAGAGGUGGAAUUCAACAAUAUCUAUCAAUUUCUGGAAGGAAAACUACUCGACAAAACCAGUGGCUGUAUUUACAUAAGCGGUACACCGGGAACUGGGAAGACGGCUACGGUAAACGAAGUUAUACGCUGCUUAAAAAAACGCGUAAAAAAAAAUCUGGAAGAUUUCGAUUUCAUCGAGAUAAAUGGGAUGAAACUGUCGGAACCGCGACAGGCCUACGUCGAAAUGCUCAAGCAGAUUUCUAAUGAAACUGCUACGGCCGAUCAGGCUCGUGAAAUCUUGAAAAAAAAGUUUACAGGGCGCCCGGAUGAAAGACCAAUGACGCUGUUACUCGUUGACGAGCUGGACCUGUUGUGCAACAAGCGUCAAGACGUCAUCUACAACCUGUUGGACUGGCCUACACACCCACACGCUUAUUUGGUCGUCAUAACCAUUGCAAAUACGAUGGACUUACCUGAAAGAGUACUGAUGAAUCGAGUUACUUCUCGGUUGGGUCUGACACGUUUGACUUUUAAGCCGUAUACUUUCGCGCAAUUGGAAGAAAUAGUGUUGGCACGACUAAAGGAUCAUAGUGUAUUCAAGAAAGACGCUAUGGAAUUGAUCGCGAGAAAAGUAGCAUCCGUAUCGGGGGAUGCGAGACGAGCUUUGGAUAUGUGUCGUCGAGCGAUCGAAAUAGCUGAGUCUAACAAGGGAGACACCGUUGAUUUGUCCGAUGUCCAGAAAGUGUUGAACGAGAUGAUUACUAACCCCAAAGUUGCAGCGAUCAAAUAUUGCUCGGUAAUGGAAAAACAAUUUUUACAGGCCGUUCGUUCUGAAAUCGCUAGAACCGGAGUUGAGGAAUCAGACUUUAUCAACGUCCAUCAACAACUGGUCUCGAUCUGCUCGUUUGAAGGCUUAGAGGUUCCUAACGUGACUGGAGCACUCGAGAUUUGUAGAAGGCUAUGUAGUAAACGUCUAUUGCUAUGCGAGCGUUCUCGAAGUGAUAUUCAUCAGCGUAUUUUCUUGAACGUUUCCCCGGACGAACUAUAUUUCGCCACACAGACGAUAAACAACGAACAAUGAAACGCUCGCAACGCUCUCCAGUUUCUCGUUUAGAUCAAUUUUUUUUCAUUAUUAUUAUGGUUACUGUUCCCAUACAACUCGAUAAAGUCAAGAGCCCGCAACGUUUAUUCGUUGCUAUUUCAUUUCAAUUUUCGUUUCAACUUUAAAAA
Molecule: messenger RNA, 3745 nt
Organism: Venturia canescens
Lineage: Eukaryota; Metazoa; Arthropoda; Insecta; Hymenoptera; Ichneumonidae
Gene: Orc1
Product: origin recognition complex subunit 1
Exons: 6
Coding region: 831-3596 (921 amino acids)
Biological process (GO): mitotic DNA replication checkpoint signaling; DNA replication initiation
Cellular component (GO): nuclear origin of replication recognition complex
Molecular function (GO): ATP binding; DNA replication origin binding; ATP hydrolysis activity
Source: RefSeq, a predicted model, not a curated record